Molecule: messenger RNA, 1029 nt
Organism: Vigna angularis (adzuki bean)
Lineage: Eukaryota; Viridiplantae; Streptophyta; Magnoliopsida; Fabales; Fabaceae
Product: putative receptor protein kinase ZmPK1
Exons: 1
Coding region: 42-953 (303 amino acids)
Source: RefSeq, a predicted model, not a curated record
AAUGACACCAACUUCAUCAUUAGCACACAGUAUCAUGCAAAAUGGCACCUUCAAUGCUGUCUUUCGCUCUUCUCCUUUCUCUCAUAUUCUUCCAUAAUUUCCAUGCUUCGUCUUCUUUGCCUCUUUCCGUCGAGAACUUCAAAGAAGAUGUCAUAGUGUCAUCACCUCAAAAAACAUUCACAGCGGGCUUUUACGCCGUCGGACAAAACGCUUUCUGCUUCGCAAUAUGGUACACGCGCUCCCCGGACACCGUCGUUUGGAUGGCCAACCGGGACCGUCCGGUAAACGGAAAACGCUCCACGCUAUCCCUUCUCACGACCGGUAACCUCGAACUCACCGACGCUGGCCAGUUCCAAGUGUGGUCCACCAACACCGCCGCCGAAUCCAACCAAGUCCAGUUGCGUUUGUACGACAACGGGAACCUCGUACUCCUCGAAAGCCGGAACAGUUCCUCCGAGGUUGUGAUAUGGCAGAGCUUAGAUUUCCCAACCGACACGCUUCUUCCUGGUCAACCUCUGACGAAGAGUGGCAGCUUGGUUUCCUCGAGAAGCGGGAGCAACUACUCCUCCGGUUUCCACAGGCUCUUCUUCGACUUCGAGAAUGUUCUUCGCAUCAUGUACCAGGGUCCUCAAGUUUCCAGCGUUUAUCGGCCGGACCCUUGGCUUCAGAACAACAACUUCGGGAACGGUGGUGCUGGAAAUGGCAGGUCCACUUACAUCGAUAGCAGGGUCGCUGUGCUUGAUGAUUUGGGGUACCUGGUUUCUUCCGAUAACUUCAAUUUCAGAAGCACUGAUUACGGCACGGUGCUGCAACGGAGGUUGACCCUCGAUCACGAUGGUAGUGCGAGGGUGUACAGCAAGAAGGAUGGGGAAGAGAAGUGGACAAUGGCGGGGGAAUUUCGCUCACAUCCGUGCUACGCUCAUGGGAUUUGUGGGGAGCCAAAAGUGCGUUGACAAAAUAUAUGUUUGCAAAGUACCCACAAUACUUCAACCGUUCUGUGUUGUUUAUAUACUUUCUUAAGUCUCACCG